AUGUCAUCGCCAGGUAAAGCCUCGGUUCUGCUAAUCGGGAGCGGCGGCGUCGGUACCAUGGCCGCAUAUGCUUUGGAGACUGGUGGCCGAGCUGAAGUCACCGCCGUGUGUCGCUCCAAUUAUGAUGCCGUCAAGACCGCUGGAUUCUGCAUCGAUUCUCUAGAUCAUGGUCAAGGUAUUAAAGGCUUCAAACCAACGCAUAUCCUCAGUCAUGUGCCAAAUGUCCAACAAAGUGGAUCUCAGUACGAUUUCCUGGUGGUGACCACGAAGAAUAUUCCAGAUGUGAAGCCGACUGUCUUGGAUAUCAUCGAGAAAGCCGUCACUCCGGGCGUGACAGCGAUUGUUCUGCUACAGAAUGGACUGAACAUUGAGAAGCCCAUUGUGGAGCGUUUCCCAGAAAACGUGGUACUCUCUGGUGUAUCUUUGAUCGGAGCGACAGAGUUCAAGCUGGGCUCAAUCAGACACGAUGACCGCGAUAGAGGGAAGCUGGGUCCCUUUCCUGGACAGCAAGUCGAUGCACAGCUUGCGGAAGCCAGAGGCAAGGAGUUUGUCGAAAUGUAUACUGCAUGCGGAAAAGUCGAUUGGGCGUAUGAUGAGGAUGUAAACUUCACUCGAUGGCGGAAGUUGGUCUACAACUCGACAUUCAACCCAGUCUCGGCAAUCUUGGGGAUGGAUACUGCGAGAAUGCGCAUGUCAAGAUCCAUUAUUGAUGACCUCGUCAAGCCAGCAAUGCUGGAAAUUGUGGCCAUUGCAAAAGCAGCUGGCGUGGAUUUACAAGACAGUGUCGUUCAAGAAAUCAUUACUGUAGAUCCUACAGACACAGCUUUCAUGCCCAGCAUGGGUCAGGAUGCCGCCAAGGGUAACUUUAUCGAAAGCGAGACUAUCGUGGGCGAGCCUCUUCGGGAAGCCGAGCGAUUGGGCGUGCCUGCGCCGACUUUACGAACAAUCUAUGGAUUUCUCAGAGGCAUUCAGCUGAAAGCGAAAGAAUCGAGAGGACUUUGGGAGCCGAAGUUUGAACCUGACAAUCCAUACGCCUGA
Messenger RNA from Ramularia collo-cygni, 1038 nucleotides. Its product is annotated as related to ketopantoate reductase. Gene Ontology annotation, cellular component: cytoplasm. The record is from RefSeq and is a predicted model, not a curated record. The coding region runs from base 1 to 1038 and encodes 345 amino acids. Gene Ontology annotation, molecular function: 2-dehydropantoate 2-reductase activity. Lineage: Eukaryota; Fungi; Ascomycota; Dothideomycetes; Mycosphaerellales; Mycosphaerellaceae. The transcript has a single exon. Gene Ontology annotation, biological process: pantothenate biosynthetic process.